Molecule: messenger RNA, 616 nt
Organism: Synchiropus splendidus (mandarinfish)
Lineage: Eukaryota; Metazoa; Chordata; Actinopteri; Syngnathiformes; Callionymidae
Gene: dynll1
Product: dynein, light chain, LC8-type 1
Exons: 3
Coding region: 136-405 (89 amino acids)
Biological process (GO): microtubule-based process; cilium assembly
Cellular component (GO): cytoplasmic dynein complex
Molecular function (GO): dynein light intermediate chain binding; dynein intermediate chain binding
Source: RefSeq, a predicted model, not a curated record
GGUCGCUGCAGUAGAGCGCUCUCGCUACACACCCACAUCACUUUUGUGUCAAGUGCUACGCGGGAGUUGUUGGUGUGGAGCGGCUGCCACCUGAGAUCCUGAUCAUCCGUAUACAAGAGACUCGCCAGGGCAACCAUGUCUGACAGGAAGGCCGUGAUCAAAAACGCAGACAUGUCCGAGGACAUGCAGCAGGACGCGGUGGAUUGUGCCACGCAGGCCCUGGAGAAGUACAACAUCGAGAAGGACAUCGCUGCCUUCAUCAAGAAGGAAUUUGACAAGAAGUACAACCCGACCUGGCACUGCAUCGUCGGGAGGAACUUCGGCAGUUACGUGACCCACGAGACCAAACACUUCAUCUACUUCUACCUGGGUCAGGUGGCCAUCCUGCUCUUCAAGUCGGGCUGAGCCGAGGGGUCCGCUCUCACUGACACAGUACUGACUGACUUGCUGGACAAAGGCACUUAUCAUUCCUUGGCAAGGGGCCACAUCUGCCUUUUUCUGUGCUGCUUUUGUUUUGAGGAUAAAAAAACAGUCAUGGCCAUUUAAGAGAUAAAGCACUCGUAUUUAUUUUUGUCUUGUGACAUUGCUUUUUUUUUAAUUAAAGCAUAGCCGUUGA